Trichoplusia ni (cabbage looper) is the source of this 695-nucleotide messenger RNA. Its product is annotated as retinol-binding protein pinta-like. The transcript is spliced from 6 exons. NCBI's taxonomy places the organism in Eukaryota, Metazoa, Arthropoda, Insecta, Lepidoptera, Noctuidae. Bases 105 to 695 code for a protein of 196 amino acids. Gene Ontology annotation, molecular function: phosphatidylinositol bisphosphate binding. The record is from RefSeq and is a predicted model, not a curated record. Gene Ontology annotation, cellular component: membrane.
AUUCUAAAUUCAAUUGGUUUUAUUCUAAUAUUUGAGUGCUUAUUUGAAUCUAUGGAGUAUUGAUUAACCUACUUUGUGCUGUGCUGGAAAAAAUAGUUGUAAAAAUGAUACGUCCUCUAACCCCGGAGUUGGCGAAAAUAGCCAAAGAUGAAUUGAAUGAGAACCCGAAUCAAGUACCAAGCGAUCUUCAGCAUUUGAAGGAUUGGAUCUCAAAACAGCCCCACUUGAGGGCGAGGACAGAUGAUCAGUGGCUCAUCGCGUUGUUGCGAGGCAGUAAGUUCAGUUUGGAGAAGGUCAAGAAGAAGUUAGACUUGUAUUAUACCUUAAGGACCACGGCACCAGAUCUAACCUUGAGAAUAAAACCUACAGAUCCAAAGUUCUUGGACUUUUUUAGACUUGGGACAUGCCUGAUCCUUCCGAAGCCGAAAGACAAGUUAAUUCCCCGCGUCAUCCUGAUCAGAGCUGGUCACUACGACGCGUCAGUCUUCAAUGUAGCUGACGUCAUGUGCAUGUUUUACUACUUAGUACAGAUACUUGUGAUGGAAGAUGAUGUAGCUUGCGUGUUAGGCACCAAAAUAGUUACGGACUACUCGGAGGUUACCAUGGCGCACUUCAUGCAGGGCACGCCUUCUAUGCUUAAGAAGAUGGUCGCGGUUUGUCAGGAUUCGAUGCCCCUCAGAUUAAAAGUCUAUUAA